Molecule: messenger RNA, 2235 nt
Organism: Didymella exigua CBS 183.55
Lineage: Eukaryota; Fungi; Ascomycota; Dothideomycetes; Pleosporales; Didymellaceae
Product: TRP-domain-containing protein
Exons: 3
Coding region: 1-2235 (744 amino acids)
Biological process (GO): fungal-type cell wall biogenesis; transmembrane transport
Source: RefSeq, a predicted model, not a curated record
AUGAUGCUUCACAGCUCGUACUCGAGCAUGCUCGCACCAUUCUUGCUGUUGGCCUCUGCGCCACUGGGCGCACUUGCCAACGAUGUUUUGCAGACCAACGGUUACAGCUCUUGUCUGAAUGGCAACUCGGAUAUUACAGUCAACAAGCUUAACAUCAAGUUCGACCGAACAACCAAGAAGGUCACGUUUGACGUAUCGGGUACCAACGGGAAGGAGCAAAAGGUCAUGGCGACACUAAAGGUCAAUGCUUACGGAAAGGAGGUUUACAGCAACACAUUCGACCCUUGCGAAGGAGACAUGAAGGUCGACCAGCUGUGUCCAGUGCCCGCUGGUACCUUCGGCGCGUCUGGAGAACAGAGCAUUCCCGACAAAUACAUCUCGCAGAUUCCAGCUAUCGCGUUCAGCGUCCCUGAUAUCGACAGUCAAGCGACUAUGCAGCUCACAGCCAAGGACGGCGGCGAAAAGCUCGCGUGUAUUACGUCACAAGUCAGCAACGGCAAGUCCUUGUCAACAACAGGAGUAUCUUACAUCGCGGCUGGUAUUGCUGGUGCUGCUCUCGCAGUCGGAGGUCUCUCUGCGCUGGCGGGUGCUGGUCAGGCUGGCGUCGCUCACUCGAGUCCUACAUUCGGCGACGUCGUCUUCUGGUUUCAGGGUAUGGCCAUGAAUGGUAUGAUGAGCGCGGACGUCCCCGGUGUCUACCGAUCCUGGUCCAAGAACUUUGCGUUCAGCACGGGUCUGGUGUACUGGGAGGACAUGCAAACAUCUAUUGAUGGGUUUCGUGAGAAGACUGGAGGCAACCUGACGACCAACAGUGUCGAGUUCUUGUCGAAUGCCACACUCGUGCAUGUGGACCAGAAUAUGACUUUGACCAAGCGCAGCUUCGACGGUAUCAGCGAUGUUCUCCUAUGGACUCGUGACGACCUUUCAACCAAUGUCAACGGCACAACGGACAGCAGCGAGGACAACAAGGUUAUCCACGCUGUCAAGGGUAUCCAAGGGUACGUUGAAGAGUACAAGAUUCCCAACGGCAACACUUUCAUGACCGUCCUUCUUUGGUUCGCAAUCGUCAUUGCCGCCAUCACCGUCGGUAUCCUGCUCCUCAAGGUUAUUCUCGAAACCUGGGCCCUGUUCGGAACCUUCCCCAAACGUCUGACCAGCUUCCGCAAACGUUACUGGUGGACUCUUGCAAAGACCAUUACCAACCUGAUCCUGCUUCUCUACGGUAUCUGGACUCUGUACUGUGUCUACCAGUUCAAGAACGGAGAUUCCUGGGCCGCGAAGGUCCUUGCUGGUGUUACAUUGGCCGCCUUCACAGCUGUUCUGGCGAUCUUCACCUGGAAGAUCUGGAGCAUUGCACGCAAGUACAAGAAGAUGGAAGGCGACGACUCUGCUCUUUACGACGACAAGGAAGUCUGGCGCAAGUACUCCAUCUUCUACGAGAACUACAAAAGGAGCUACUGGUGGAUCUUCGUACCCGCUAUCAUCUAUGCUUUCGCGCGUGGUUGCGUUAUUGCUGGUGCUGAUGGUCACGGACUUGCCCAGGCUGCCGGUCAGCUUAUCGUUGAAGCUCUUUUGCUCACGGUCUUGCUGUGGGCCCGACCAUACUCACUCAAGUCUGGAAACUGGAUCAACAUCAUUAUCCAGGUCGUCCGUGUGUUGUCAGUCGUUUGCAUCUUGAUCUUUGUCGAGGAGCUCGGCAUGACGCAGACCACCAAGACUGUCACCGGUCUGGUGCUUGUCGUUGUACAGGCUGUCUUGACUGGUGUUCUGGCUAUUUUGAUUGCAGUCAACGCCAUCAUCAUCUGCUGCAAGGAGAACCCUCACCGCAAGAAGAGAAAGGAAGCUGAGAAGGCCCGCGACCUCGACAACCUCACCCCUUUGGACGCUCGCAACUCGCUGCUUAUGGAUCCCCAAGAGUACAAGCGCAGUUCUCUUCCGUCGCCAUUCGGACCUCGUGCCGCCGGCUACGAUGCGGUACCGCUCGCUGAGCAGAAUACUGCUUAUAACAACGGCCGACGAUUUGAAGAAGAUCGCGGCCACCUUCUCGCCGAUGCCUCGACGUUCGGCCGGACACCAAGCCACAACCCAAGCUUCAGCGACGACCGUGGUCACUCUGCGACCCCGCAGCCGCGACUGCCGGACCUGGAAUUCGGUCAACAACAGACUGGCUAUACUCAGUCAAACAACGCUCCCUGGCAACCUCAACGAGGGCACCAGGACGGUCACGCGUACUAG